Messenger RNA from Amoebophrya sp. A120, 3904 nucleotides. The record is from the annotation of a GenBank genome assembly. Lineage: Eukaryota; Dinophyceae; Syndiniales; Amoebophryaceae.
CUCGAACGAUUUUUCGGUCCGGCGUGACAAAAACCAGUACGCUGCAAUGGUGAUGUGUACUGCUUGCCGAUCAAUACUUUUUUUUGCGACGCAGAAGCGCACCUUCCUGUCGUGAUGAAAUUUUCAGAAGCAGAACCUUUGUCAAGGUAGCAGUUUUCAAUAUUCUCUCCAGGACUAGCUACGUGUAGUUUCUCCAAUAGUAGAAGUCGUGUGCUGAAUACGUAAAAGUCCCAGCUUUGAAUUCGUUUAUGUGUAUUUUCGGUCGUAGUUUCCAUCCUCGGGAACAUUCGCUUUCAACAUCGCUUCUUCUUCUGCACAAGAAUACCAAGACGUGAUGACAUAACCAUAAGUGUUGGCACUAGACAAAGAUAUAUGUGAACAAAAAUGCGGAGAACAUUCGGUUCGUUGCAGAGGGCUGUUCAGCUCGGCGUGCUGCGACGACGCCCCAAGACUGCGGCUUCAUCUUCAUGUCGCGGAAAAAUACAGGACCGGCUUGGGGAUGCUUGUUUACCACGAUCAUUUAGGUCAGGUUGUAUUGCUGCAUGUUCCUAUGGGGCGCGUCAAUUAGAACUACGUGCUUGUCAUUUACAACAAGGAGCGGCGGCGCGCACGUUCUUUGACUACACUACCAGCCGAGCCUUUGCGUCGUCUUCUACGACGCCCAGCACUACAUCACGGCCGAACACUGGUCCUCGUAACAAAGGAAAAGCGUCUGCUGCUGUCGCUCCACCGCCGCCACCGGUACUAGAAAAUACAGACAAUCUAAGAAGUACUACUACAUCUGCAGCAGCUAAUAUCGGGAAGAAAGCAGCGAGUCACACGGCAUCUUCGCGCAGUGAAAGUCUCUCCACAGGAGAGGACGCAGUUGUUAGAAGUGGUGCUUCUCCACCACGACCACCUGUUAGUACAACUUCCGCGACUGGAAGCAAGGAGUCCUCCGCGAGUGUGAACAACAAGGCGGUGCCAGUAGUACCAGAGGACGCGGCGCAGCGGACGACUGCUGGCGCAGGAGCUGCACCUGCGAAGAAGGAAUUAUCGGCUGACCACAGUAGGAUGGUUUUCAGCGCUGCAAUUGCAAACGGGAUAAAGUCCACCUCUGUAGUGGAUGGGGCAACAGGAAGAGUUGCAGAUAUUAGUCGAGCUGGAAUCAAAGCAGGAGACGGUGCAGAAAUAAAACAAAGUUCUACUACAACAACGACCUCCGAGAGUGCGGACGAACAGAGCACAUCCUCCGUGGCAGCUGCGCCGAGCACACGAGGACCUCCGACUGAAUCGUUGGAAAGCUCUGGCGGUACGUCUGGUGCGACGACCGCGAGGACAGACCCUAGUUUGCGGCGACCAGACAGUGCAACUACAGCCGUGUCGUGGUCUACCGAGGAACAACGGGAUGUUGAAAGUGCUUCUACCGCACAGAAGAUGAAGAAAACACCGGAGGAACAAGUCGGCAAGCGAAUCGACAGCAUAACUACAUCCAGUUUUGGCGCAGUAGACAAAGCUGUUGAAAAUAAAGGGGACAACAACUACAUUGACGUCGGACCCGCGUCAACCACAACUUCUACAGCCGGAAAAAGUUGUGCUGCACCUGCUGGAAGUACAAGUAGUGCAAGUCCCUCGUCUUCGACACAUACGACAACAACUUCUGUUUCUUCCAGCAAAAAUAACGAAAAUUCCUCCGCGAAAAAAGAACCCCCAUGUCGUGAACAAGAGGAUGACCCCGCGCCGGCCCCGCCUCGACUACCCCCCUACAACCGAAACUACGACUGGCGCAGCAAACUGUGGCAGGUGCACGACUUUACCCACGGCAGUACGUCCUACCACGAACGGCUCGGCCCGUACUUAGAUACCGUGCACCAAAUCGAGAACCUGCAGCGCAUGAAGGCCUUUUUUCAGACCAUCCAGCCGAUUGCGUAUAAUGUGAUCAAAUUCAUCUUGUGGCUCCAGUCCCGCGCGGGGCAGAUGCGACCAGAGCAGGAUGUCUUGAUUUUGGAGAAUUGGUAUGCGCCGAAAGAGAUGGAAAACCACUGCAACACCGCUUACAAAGAGUUGUUGAGACGAGGCUACGAGAAGGAUUUCACGGAGAUCUACAAUUUGGUAAAUUCCGAGAUGGAAAAGCACGCCAUGUUUUCUUCUAGUAGUGCAACAGGAUCUGCGUCAUCUUUCCAGCCUGACCAGCAUGUUGACAAAGUUAGUGGGACUACAGGAGCCCCGGCUACUACUCCUACUGCUCCCGCCUCCGCCGGCCACAGCCACUCAAGUAGAACUACUGCAGCCUCGUCAUCUUCCCCCGCUCCCGAGCUUUUUGAAGAAAAUUUGUACCUGCUGAAGGAAGGAGGCUUCUUGGACGGAAGCUACUUGAAACGAAGCUCUGGUCGUGGGUUGCAGUCGCUUUUCGGAAAUAAAAAUCACAGUGCCACGGAUGGUGGAGGGCUGGGAAGCGGGUCCUCUUCCUUGCAAGAAGCUUUGGAAAAGGCGUUCUCCUCAUCGGCAUCUCGUCCCGGGACGACUGGAGAAUCUUCAGCAUCGAAUAAAACCGACAUCAAGACAAAGGAAACCAAAUCCGAUGAAGAUUCAGCGGACAGCUCAUCAUCGUCUCAGAGCGGAACUACAAAUAACAAGGAUCAUCCGACAGAAAGCAAGAGCAAAGCGGCAGGUGAUGCAGCUGGUGGAGAUGAAAAAAACUCAUCUUCGCCAGAACCAAAGCACUGGCACUGGCGAUUCGGACCCAUUGAGAUUGAGUUUAAAUCAACGAUAGAAGACACAAGCUCGUCGGGAAACAAGAACAUGAAGCCCGAUAAUGACACCAGUAAUUCAUCUUCUACAGAGGAGCCGCAGAACAAAGAGCCUCCGACUACUUUUCUAGGCAAGAAAAAGCUGUCAACCAUCCUCCCCACAGAAAAGGCGACGGAUAGUGCAACUGCUGCAGGGGCGGCUGCUACUGGGGAGAAAAGUACAUCAAACCUGGAAAGUGCAAGUUCUUCUUCAUCUUCUGAUAGCAGUUCGACAACAAACGCAGAAGAUGCAGAAAAAACCAGUACCACGGCGACAGCACAAGACAAACGAAACCGAAAAGACACAAGUAUUAAAACCGCUUCAUCACCUACAGGAGCCGGUUCCGCCUCUAAAGGUCUCCAGGGAGAGGACGGAAACAGCACAACCAGCAUGAAUAAAAACAGCAAUAAAACCACAACCUACGAGUUCGAGACCGAGGUCCGGUUCCGGUCGAUCAAGGGCCCAAUCAUCUUCCACGCUUUUGAGGAGCCGCAGAAGUAUCCCUUACCGCAGGACGUCGCAAAUUUGAUGGAAAACGACGUGGACCUGCAUCUAGAUUUGGACGCAAUCGCAAGAGUGAUCAAGACAGACCAUAUUAACAGCACAGAAAAAUUAUCCGAUUCUGCCACUUCUACUGCUGCGCCGUCCGGGACCACUGAAGUAGUACCCUCAUCGAGGGAAAUGAAGCAACAAUCAUCUUCAAGCACCAGCUGCAGCACGAAGACGAUAUCAACCAGCCGCACGUCGAUCUACGAGCGAACCGACCAGCUGCGGUUGAGUUGCAAGUUCAACCUGCGCGAGGGGAUUUCCGAUCGGAAUGGGUUUAGGCUGUCGCAUAUGCAGUGCAAAAGUAUCGUACUCGUAUGAAUGCAUUACAAAUUUCCUCAGCAUGAGAAAUAAAAUUUGCGAUGGUGAUUGUCCUUCACAAAAAGAUUUGUAAUGCAUGAAAGAUUGCCAUACGAGUGCGAUACUUUUGCACAGGAUAUCGCAGUGGCAAAAUCUGUCGCUGCAGAAGUUGUCUUGAUAAGUGGGAUCUUUCAUUCUUGUUCUCUCUGGCAGAAUUGAGAUGCUGUCCUGUGACGAAACUGAGUUCAUGGAACCAAUAAAAACCAGGAAUAUCUGAAGAACUCAUUAU